Molecule: messenger RNA, 3212 nt
Organism: Acanthaster planci (crown-of-thorns starfish)
Lineage: Eukaryota; Metazoa; Echinodermata; Asteroidea; Valvatida; Acanthasteridae
Gene: chac2
Product: ChaC glutathione specific gamma-glutamylcyclotransferase 2
Biological process (GO): glutathione catabolic process
Cellular component (GO): cytoplasm
Molecular function (GO): glutathione specific gamma-glutamylcyclotransferase activity
Source: RefSeq, a predicted model, not a curated record
CGAUUGAGGGCGCUUUUGCGAUUAAGCGCAUUGGGGGGAUUGUGGUGGUUAAAAUCCCCUUCCAGUUCAAGAAAAAUUGGACAAAGUAGGCCUGCCAUGGUCCUUUUGUUUUUCAAUAUGACAUUUAAACUGGAUCUUGUUAAUUCGAGCAAUACGACUUUUGCAUUCGAAUACAGUAGCAGUAGAUAUCCCAGUCGGUUCACUUCACCCUAAUUCUAUUUGGAACAAUCCAAAAGUUUCCGGCAUCAUAUUCAGGUCUCAUCACAUUUGCCGUAUACCUAUGACGUAGAUGAGUCUAGGGACAAGACAGUGUUGCGCAUGAAUGAACAUGUACGUAAAGUAAACAAACUAAACCAACCAAGUACAUGUACAUCCUAAUCAAAGAUCGUAUCGUAUAGCGCCGCUUCGAUUCGAUCUUUGAUCCUAACCAACCACAAACACGACAUGCACACCGACCGCUGCACGGCAUUUGACUGCAAACGCAUGCAGCACAAUUGUCGUACCCGCAUUUUCAUGCACGAACGAACAUCUGUGUACGCCUUUUGAAAUCCCGAUGAUAGAGCGUCCUGUUUUGACUGAAAAUGUGGGUGUUCGGCUACGGAUCUUUGAUAUGGAAAGUAAACUUUCCCUUUGAACAAAAAGUAGCCGGGUAUAUCGAAGGAUACGCAAGGAGAUUUUGGCAAGGCAGCACUGAUCACCGGGGAUAUCCUGGGAAGCCUGGUCGUGUUGUGACUCUUGUUCCAGAUCCCAAGGAGACUGUAUGGGGUAUUGCGUAUAAAGUGGCAGAAGAAGAUGAGCCUAGUGUCAGAGAAUACUUAGACUUUCGGGAAAAAGGUGGCUACACACUCACCUCCGUGACCUUUCACCCACGAGACACCUACAAGCAUCAACCCUUCGAUGUCAUGAUCUACAUAGCUACUCCAGACAACAAAAACUUUCUUGGGCCGGCGUCCAUGGAAGUUAUAGCCCAACAGAUCUUCCUGUCAGUCGGACCAAGCGGGAAAAACAUAGAGUAUCUCCUGAACCUAGCUGAGGCCGUUAGGUCUCUGCUACCAGAGGCCGCGGACCAACACUUGUUCGAAUUGGAGAAGCUGGUCAGGCUACUAACUGAGGGGCAAACUCUGGAGAAAAAUGGAUUGUAGUGACAAAUUACUGAUCCAUUACCUAUCCUGAUCUGGGUUCAAAGAGUUUAGUCUAUCGGGUUUUAAUCAUUUUUUUGGACACAUAUAAUACUCUAAAAGGAGUAUUUGGAGUCAGUACAAAUACAUGUAAGGAAAAAAAAGGUGUUUUAUUUUCAGACCCUUGCAGUAUUUCUUCAGGUGCUAUAAUAAUUAUUAUUUAAUGUGUUGCAGAUUCUAUUUGUGAUAAAUGUAUUGAUACAUUCACAGUUCAAUGGAGUACUCAAAUUAAGAUCUAAUUAUUCAGUUUUAGGUUGGCGUAUGUACAUGCAUUUUAAAUUAACAGCUGGUAAAGAGAUUUGACUCAGCUUAAUAACAGGUUGACUCUACAGCUAAUUAAGGGUAAUAUACACAGGUGCAGGCUAUUUAUUCAUUGAAGUGACCUUUUAUUUGUAAGGGAAGAAAUUGCAUACGUGUGCUUGGCUAUUCCUAAACGUUUUUUAAGAUCGGUCAAGCACAAUGAUUUCCAUUCAUAAAUACCUAGAGUUUUAAAGUCAAAAUGAGUUUUAAAAAUUAUUAAUUAUACUAGUGUCCUGGGGUUUUUUUUUCAAACAUUCCUCUUGCCAUGUUACGUUAUUUUCUCUCACAAGUAGUCAUAAGCGAUGUCCUUAUACGUUGAUUGGCAUGGACAUGAUACAUAUUGCGUGAGGCAAGGUUUCCCCUGUCACCUGUGAGGUGGCCUAUCUCACUGAUUUUAGUGACUACCUCAGGCUUUUCUGUUGAAUGUUACCACCUUAUGUUUGAAAUAGACAAAGACAGAAGGAAAAAGCAAAAUUAUCGAGAUAUUUUGAAAUAGGUUAGUUUCAAAUUGUUCAGAACGGUAAACUGGGAGACAGAAUACAAGAUUCCAAAGGGGAAAUUUCGAGUAAAUGUACUAUUAAAUAAUAAUAUAUAGAACUUAUUCUAGGCCUAUUUGAAAACACCUGCCUUUGUUUUAGGUGCUAGUAUUUUGGCAAAAUUAUUUGACCACCUCAAAGCAGAUCAGUACCCAAAGGGAAAUCCCUGGCAUGAGGUAGCACACAGCCAGCUAGAGCUUUGUCAUCUGUUGAAGACCAGCCAUGUGAUGGGCUUUUGAAAUGGCUGAACUGUCUGAGGUAUUUAUGUAUGCAAUAUAAAUUUUAAUUUUUUUUAGUUCCCAUCAGCUGCUGCAUAGCAUUAUGAGUUGUGUAUAAAAAAAAUAGCUCUGAAUACCCUUUGUCCAGGCAAAAGGCUUUAUUUUACAUGUAUUUCACAAAUUAGAUCAAAUAUCAGAUUUGUUGUGCAAACAAAUAUGUUUUCAAUUAUAUGAGUAACCAAAGUGCUUAAAAACUGUUUUAAGUUCCAAGCAAUGCAGUGUAUUAUUGGGAUAUUGGGUACUCAGCUUGCCUUGCCUGCAUGUUGAUUACAUCACCCAGGUGGUAUUCAGACAAUCCUUGGUCGUUAUCACUUUAAUAAUGAUGGUGCUUUUGUCCAACAUUGGUCUGAAAUCUGUGGUUUCCAUACAGUACCAGUAGGUGUAAGCUUUGUUCUUUGGACUUUGAAAUACACUUCAUUGUGGAAAAAAGCCCACAGGAUUGAAGUGAACUAGUCUACAUGUUUGUCAAAAUGAUCAGUUGACCCCAACAGUCCCCUAUCCUGCAAGUUGGAUGCGCUGUAGUGGAUAUUGAUCCAUCAAAACAAAAAAAGAUCGAUCAACAACUAAUCAAUAACAACAGGUCUGCGUAAGCCAAAGAUCACUGUGAACAAACCUGGAAAUGUUUGAAGUUUGAUCAAAAACCCACUUUUUAUAGUUAUUGUUGAUGUACUUUCUCGAUAGUCUUUUGCCAACUCUUUUGAGAUUGUAUUCCUGGUUCUGUAAUCUUAAUGUGUGUUUGCAUUGUACAUGUAAAAAAAAUGGUUUAGGUAUACAAUAAUGAUACUGACAGUCAGUUCUUAUAUAGCGCAUAUUACGGAAAUAUCUGUAUGCGUUUAUUAUCAUUACCCCCGAAAAAUAUACCACUGUAUGUUUGAUAAAUUAUAUGUGGCAAUAAAAUUCAAAUGGAGACAAUCUUUGAA